Molecule: messenger RNA, 1695 nt
Organism: Suillus paluster
Lineage: Eukaryota; Fungi; Basidiomycota; Agaricomycetes; Boletales; Suillaceae
Product: general substrate transporter
Exons: 3
Coding region: 1-1695 (564 amino acids)
Biological process (GO): carbohydrate transport; transmembrane transport
Cellular component (GO): membrane
Molecular function (GO): carbohydrate:proton symporter activity
Source: RefSeq, a predicted model, not a curated record
AUGGCGCUCUUCAUCUCCCUGCGUCCCAAGACCUAUACUGCUCGUUAUCCGCAAUGGAUGGUCGGGAGGCCUUUACUUUACAUGUCAUCCGCUCUUGCAUCUCUCGGCGACGCCAUGUUCGGCUAUGGUCAAGGCAGUAUCGCGGCGGCUCAGGUUCAACCCUCUUUUAUCCACCGAAUGUUUGGCAAGGAGGUUACGAUGGCACAAAUCCAAGCUGGCCAGACCGGCGUGGAUCCCUUCCUACAAGCUAUCACCGUCUCUUGUCUCAACCUGACGGCGUUGUUGGCUUCAUUCAUCGCUGCCUACCUCUGUGAUAUUCUUGGCAGGCGCAUGUCCGUCCGUAUCGGAGGCAUCAUGUACUUCAUUGCCGCUCUCAUUCAGGUCUUUGCUCCAAACCUCGGUGCCCUCAUCGCUGGUCGAUGUAUUCAGGGAUUAGGUGUCGGAAUACUCUCAAUGACUGUCCCAAUUUUGCAGUGCGAAAUUGCCCCUGAUCAUGCUCGCGGUCUCUUCGUCGGUAUCGAGUACAUCUGCCUUAACAUCGGUUACGCUGUUUCCGCGUGGGUCGGAUACGGCUUCUACUUCGCCAUGCCUUCUGAGAUCUCAUGGCGUGGCCCUUACAUCGUUCAAGCUGCUGUUGCAGCUGUUCUCAUCGUCUGGACCUUUUUCCUUCCCGAGACACCUCGUUGGCUGGCCCAGAAUGGCUUCCAGAAGGAAGCUUUGGUUACUCUCGCAGACUUGCAUGGCGCUGGAAAUGUCUCAGACCCAAAAAUCCUGGCUACCUAUGCUGAGAUCGUCGGUGCUGUCGAGUUUGAGGAACGCAUGGGUCAAGCCUCCUGGCGUCAACUCUUCACGCAAUACACUCGUCGAUGCGUCGUCGGCAUCACCUGCCAGAUGUUCGCUCAGCUCAACGGGAUUAACGCCAUCUUGUACUUCUUACCAUCUAACCUCACGCGUGCUGGCUUCACGAUCUCCCGCGCUUUGCUCUACUCCGGUGCUUGUGCUCUGAUCUACUGCUCCGGGACUAUUCCGGCGAUGUUUUUGAUCGACAAAUUUGGACGCCGGGUGUUCUUGCUCCUCGGAAGCUGUGCACUGGCUGCGUCGCUUUCUAUUGUCGGUGGUCUCCAAUACUAUGCGGAUAGUCUUCCUGUAGGAGCCGGCCGGCUUCCUGCUGCUGACGCUAUCUUCUUUGGUGUUUGUCUGUACCUAUUCUUCUUCGGUGCCACCUGGGGUCCCGGCCCCUGGCUUCUUGGUGCUGAAAUAUUCCCUCUCCGCGCUCGCGCCAAGGGCAUGUCGCUCAGCACGGGCACCAACUGGCUGUUCAACUUCAUCGUCGCAUUCAUCACCCCCCCACUUUUCGACGCCAUCAAAGCAGGAUACUACUUCGUCCUCGUUGGUUUCUGCAUCAUUUCUCUUGCUGUUGUCUGGUUCAUCUACCCCGAGACCGCACAUCACACCUUGGAGGAGCUCGGUGAGGUGUUCGGCGACAAGGUUAUGGACGAUGAAGGUCCUGCACGCGAGAAGGCUCAGAGAAGUGCGAAUGAGAUUCAACGGGAACGCUCGGGUUUGCCUGCCACCACCGAUUCAGAGGUUACCCUUCAGCCUACCAUGUCCUCUAUCACUCCAAAGGCCAAGGACGAAGCUUCGAUUGUCAUGAAGGAAAGAUCUUCCAUUGUCACGUUGGACUCGCACGUUUAG